Molecule: messenger RNA, 690 nt
Organism: Perkinsus marinus ATCC 50983
Lineage: Eukaryota; Perkinsozoa; Perkinsida; Perkinsidae
Product: Napsin-A precursor, putative
Exons: 1
Coding region: 1-690 (229 amino acids)
Biological process (GO): proteolysis
Molecular function (GO): aspartic-type endopeptidase activity
Source: RefSeq, a predicted model, not a curated record
AUGUCUGCUGGCCGUAACCCGACCCUUAUCGAACAGCUUUUUGAUACCGGUAGACUCAAGAGCCCCUCCUUUUCUCUCUAUCUUGACCCCAAGUGGCGUAGUGACAAGGGUUUCGUCGGUGAGCUCACUUUUGGUGGAAUGGAUUCGAUACGGUAUAUCAAACCAAUGGAGUACGCUCUGGCCGCUGGGGAAGACAGAUGGAAGGUCCAGUUGGAUACAAUCACAGUAGGCGACUCCCGAUUGAAAGUAUUCGGAGAUGUAGCUUUCGUCGACACUGGUACCAACUAUCUCUUCGUGCCGGCUAAGCAUUGGGAAGCCCUGACCUCAGCUAUCUGGCAGGGUCCUGAUGUGAAGUUGACUUAUUUCCCCAAGCUUGAUGCCUUAUUUGUGUCUUGCAGGGAAAGAAGUAAACUGCCUGAUAUCGCUCUUGGGAUCAGAGGUCUCAAGAAGACUGUUUAUCUAUCGCUCAGCCAGGAAGCUUACGUCGCGGCAGAUCUGAACGGAAAAUGCUAUCUACAAUUCUACCGUUCGCCAACAGAGUAUUGGAUUUUUCCCGACUUCGUCCUAGUUGGUAAUUUCCUUCACUUCCUACCAUCGGGGCUCUCAGGGCAUCCUUCACCAGUUAUCGGUAUUGCCAAGUUGAGAUCUUUACCAGAGCCUCGAUUGAAAGGCGGUGCACUAUCAGUCUAG